Molecule: messenger RNA, 3573 nt
Organism: Caenorhabditis sp. 36 PRJEB53466
Lineage: Eukaryota; Metazoa; Nematoda; Chromadorea; Rhabditida; Rhabditidae
Source: the annotation of a GenBank genome assembly
AUGGAGUCGCCGGAAAUGGCAGCCGAAGAGUAUCGACUGACGCUCGCCGAGCUCAAAUCGAACAACAAGACGCAGAUUAACUUGCUCACCAUUUUGGCCGAAGACUACAAAGAAGCGGCUCCACAGGUACCCUAAUGUUUUCCUCGAAAAUCAUGAGAAAUGUCCUAAAAUCGGGGUUUCCUAGUAAAACCUCGAAGAUUUAACGGAAACAGUGAAUGUUCAGAUUGUGGACGUGCUGGAGAAUCACCUGACGACGGUGCCGCCGAUGCAGAAGCUGACGGUCAUGUACGUGUGCGAUUCGAUUCUGAAGAAUACGAAAAAGCCGCACGACUACGACAUGCUGUUCGGGCGCAAGAUUGUGAACAUGUUCGAGCACGUCUUCCGACAGGUACGCACCCAUUUUUAGGAUUUCCAGUGCAUUUUCAAUUUGCAGGGAGACGAAAAAGUGCGCAGUGCACUGUACAAAUUGCGUAUCACUUGGGCCUCCACCUCCAUUUUCAUGCCGUCGAAAUUGUACCAACUCGACAUGAAGGUGAGUUUCGAGUAGAAACGCGGGAAAAUGUUGCAAUUCAGAUCAACGAGAUGGACAGCGCGUGGCCGAUUUCGAACCCGCGGACCGGCCGUGCCCUCCGCGACGAUCCGACCGUGGCCCCGCCCACGCCGGCCACGCCGACUCCAGCCACUCCCACUUCUGGAGCAGUUUCCGCUUCCGCUUCCUCUUCACGCGUUUUCGUGAACCGAAAGUUCAUCGACGCGACGUCAUCGUCCGCGGCGGCCGGAAAACGGAUUGAAAAAACGGUAAAAAUAAAAGAGUUCUUCUCGAAUGUAUCAUUAUGUUUUACUCUCGUUUCCGCACUUUUCUCUGUCUUUUUUUUUCGAAUUUGCUCCGCAAAAGAAAACAUGUUCUCACACAUCGGUUCGUCGUCGAAACACCACAUUCUUCUUCUUCUUCCUUCUCAUUUUUUCGGGAAUCUAACAAAUGUCGUUAUUUUUCGACCGGAAGAAAUCGCGCUCCAUCGCACUAAUAAAUGUGUUGUCAGUUUUUUGCAUUGGAGCGCGAUUGCACACGUGUGGAAGCGGAUGGUUGGAUAAUAAUGAGAGAGAGAGAGAGGAAGAGAGAGAGAGAGUGGGUUGAAUUGUUGAUUUGGUUUCAGAAAACGACGAGUACACCGACGCAAGCGACCAAGGAAACGAAAGAACGCGUUCCGAAGCGGGAGCCGAAAAAGGAGACUAUCGAUCCGCUGUGAGUUGCAUGAUUUGAACGAAAAAUAGUUUUUAGGCGGAAAUUCAACUUUCCAGACAGAAAAUUUUGUUUUACCGUCUUUCUUCUAGGAAAUAAUAAUUUUGAGGAAAAAUGGAAGUUUUAGUAAUUUUCUAAAUUUUUCUCAAAGCGAGCUUUUGAAAAAGUACUGAAAACCGGUCAGUUACAGCGACAAGCUCCUGCCGACCCAGCCUCCGUCUUCCUCCGCCAAAUCGGCCUCCUCCUCCGGCCCGGCGAGCUCUUCGAAACGUAAAGCGACACCGCCGGAGCACACGAACGCGCCGAAUAGGAAGAAAUCACAGCCGAAGACGGCGGACGAGGACCUCCGAUCGGCGCCACGUCACCAGCCCCCGCAGGACACCGAUCUCAGAACCGUGCGACCACUCAAGUAGGCCCUUUUUCGCAGAAUUUUCUAGAUUUUGCAAGUAUUUCUCUAAUGCUUGCCCUCUUUCAGACCGACUUCGGUCGUCGGAUCGCACGCAUUCUCGGCGCCGGCCGUCCGUCCACCCAUCUUGCCAAUGCCGCCCACGCAACCGCUCGUCCAGCUGCCGUUCCCUUCGCAACCGUACCCGAUCCCUCCGAUUCCUGCGGUCUACCACGCCCAGCCACCGAUCCCACCGUCCUCCGCGGCGCCGCCGGUCCCGUUCCUGCAUCGGAACUCGCCCCCGCAGGAUCCGACGCCGAUGCGAAUGGCCCCUGCUCCGAUGCCUCAACAGAACCAGUACCAGCAGCAAGGAGUGCCGCCCGAGAAAAACAUUUACGCGUCGGAGACGACGAAGCUGGACGUGCCGGCAAACAACCGCAUCUUCGUGGAGGGCAAGGCGUACGAGGUGAUGUUCGUGGACGACGUGGCGGUUAUAGAGCGGGCCGGCGCGCCGCACCGCAUCUACUUCGCCGGCAAUCCGCGCAACUUGAUCAUCGACGGCGUCGCGCACAUGGUUCCCUUCGACACGCCCACUAAAAUCGACAUUCAGGGACAGACGCACGUGUUCCGAUACGGCGCCCCCUCACGCGAACUCUACAUUGGCGGAUUUCCGUUCAAGGUGAGCACUUCGCAGCUUCAAAUCUCAAUGUUUUCUACGAAUCAAUGUUUUCAGGGAUCGUUCGGCGGUGCUCCGAUCGUGGCGACAAUCAACGGCCGCCGGCACGAGAUCCGGCUGACGGGAAGCGCCCCAGAAGUAAAGAUCGAGCCGGAGCCCGCGUAUCACUUCACGCGGUACCUGCACAAGAUGCGGGAAGAGAAGAAGAUCGAGAUCAAGGCGGAGAACCCGAAAGACACGGGCCAAUGGCUCGCCUACCUCAAGAACCUGCAGAAGACGGGCAUUUUGCCGCCCGUCAAAACUGAAUCGCCCCGCGGAACGCCGCCCCCGCAGACCAACAAUGUACGCUCAUUUUUUCGACGAUUUCUUACAAAAAACCGCUCAUUUUUCAGCAGCACCGAGGCGGCCGUCACAACCAGAAUAACCGAGGUCCGAACCAAGGAAACCACCAGAAAUGGGGUCCGAACGGCGGCGGAAAGGCGACGAUGAUGCCGGAGACGGCGCCAUUGGGCGUCGAGAAAAGACACGUUCCUCCGGCGGCGAUCACCGAUUUCAACAUCCGACUGCUGCAGAUCCGCUACGAUUCGGUCGUCGAGCAGCUGACGACGAAGCGCGCCGACGCGUGCAAGUUCUGCGGAAUGCGGCUCGACGACUCGCAGGGCCGCUCGAAAGACUGGCAGGACCAUAUGGACUGGCACGUGAAGCAGAACCUCGCGAAGGUCGGCUCCGCGGGCGCUCAGUACCGGCUCUGGUAUCCGCUGGCCGCCGACUGGCUCACCGAACGCGCCGCCGAACAGCCGAGCAAAAAAGUGAAGGAGGAACGGGAGGAGCCGCUGCCCGGAGUGGCCUCGAGCGGAGUGACAGCCAAGGAGUGCGCCGUCUGCAGGGAGAAGUUCGACGAGUAUUUCGACGACGACGACGAGACGUGGCGCUUUAGGGACACUGUCACUGUGCACGGAAAGGUACCAUUCUUGAGGAUUUUGUCGAUAAAACCGUUUAGAAAAGUAAUCUGUACGAUUUGAGAACGAGAAAAAAGAAAACAACGAGGAUUUUCGUUGAAAUUUCAAGCAAAAGCAGAACAAUUUCGCCAUUUUGCAGGUAGUACACGCUUCGUGCUCUUCGGACGCUUCGAGAGACGUGCAUGGCGACGUGGCGGACGAAAUUCCGAUCAAAGAGGAGCCCAUGUGGGAAGAAUCGGAUGAGCUGGACGAGAAGGACGUCAAGAGAAUAAUUUCAAACUUUGCCGAGAAAAACGCACUUUCAACUCGUUAA